This is a messenger RNA of Coregonus sp. 'balchen', 9289 nucleotides long. The record is from the annotation of a GenBank genome assembly. Lineage: Eukaryota; Metazoa; Chordata; Actinopteri; Salmoniformes; Salmonidae.
AGGACUUGCGGUACUUUAAAUCAGAGAAGACAGACCGGGGUGUGCUGCAGGAGGGCUGGAUCGACAGCCAGGAACCCAUCAUGUGCUCCUACAAAUUGGUGACAGUCAAGUUCGAGGUGUGGGGUCUUCAGACACGGGUGGAGCAGUUUGUACACAAGGUCAGUCCAGUUAUGUCUACCCACCAUUUCUCUGUAUCCACACACACACACAACACACAGACAGACAGGGAUGCACAGGCAGGCAGACAGACAGACAGGGAUGCACAGGCAGGCAGACACACACCAACAAUGGCGUUCUUCACUCCUUGCCCUCUCCCAAUAUAACUUUCUCAGCCAUCCAUUUCCUCUCCCUUCAAUUCAAUUUAGCCGCCUCCACCCCUACCUAUACCCCUGUUCCCCCUCUGAGCUGUCCCUCUCCUUGCCUGAGGGUCUCUCUCCCUGACAUCACAUGCAGAACCAUUACUCUCUCUCUCGCUCUCUCUCUCACACACACACCAUGACUCAUACAGGGACACACAUGGCUAACGUUCACUGGAGGAGGAGUGGAAGGAAGACAGAGAACAACUCUUAAAGUUCAACGUCUCUGACUCACCUGUCCUCUCACUACAGUAUGUCUACUAACUUUCUUUCCUGACUUCUUUCUUUCUUUCUCACUCUCCCUCUUUACCUUCCUUCUCCUCCUGUCUCCAUCCUCAGGUUAUCCGUGACGUCCUGCUCCUAGGACACAGACAAGCCUUUGCCUGGGUGGAUGAGUGGAUUGGUGAGUUUGCUUCUUGUCUCUGUCCCAGUUAGUUGACACACACACAUAUACAGUGGGGAAAAAAGGAUUUAGUCAGCCACCAAUUGUGCAAGUUCUCCCACUUAAAAAGAUGAGAGAGGCCUGUAAUUUUCAUCAUAGGUACACGUCAACUAUGACAGACAAAUUGAGAAUUUUUUUUCCAGAAAAUCACAUUGUAGGAUUUUUAAUGAAUUUAUUUACAAAUUAUGGUGGAAAAUAAGUAUUUGGUCACCUACAAACAAGCAAGAUUUCUGGCUCUCACAGACCUGUAACUUCUUCUUUAAGAGGCUCCUCUGUCCUCCACUCGUUACCUGUAUUAAUGGCACCUGUUUGAACUUGUUAUCAGUAUAAAAGACACCUGUCCACAACCUCAAACAGUCACACUCCAAACUCCACUAUGGCCAAGACCAAAGAGCUGUCAAAGGACACCAGAAACAAAAUUGUAGACCUGCACCAGGCUGGGAAGACUGAAUCUGCAAUAGGUAAGCAGCUUGGUUUGAAGAAAUCAACUGUGGGAGCAAUUAUUAGGAAAUGGAAGACAUACAAGACCACUGAUAAUCUCCCUCGAUCUGGGGCUCCACGCAAGAUCUCACCCCGUGGGGUCAAAAUUAUCACAAGAACGGUGAGCAAAAAUCCCAGAACCGCACAGGGUGAACUAGUGAAUGACCUGCAGAGAGCUGGGACCAAAGUAACAAAGCCUACCAUCAGUAACACACUACGCCGCCAGGGACUCAAAUCCUGCAGUGCCAGACGUGUCCCCCUGCUUAAGCCAGUACAUGUCCAGGCCCGUCUGAAGUUUGCUAGAGUGCAUUUGGAUGAUCCAGAAGAGGAUUGGGAGAAUGUCAUAUGGUCAGAUGAAACCAAAAUAUAACUUUUUGGUAAAAACUCAACUCGUCGUGUUUGGAGGACAAAGAAUGCUGAGUUGCAUCCAAAGAACACCAUACCUACUGUGAAGCAUGGGGGUGGAAACAUCAUGCUUUGGGGCUGUUUUUCUGCAAAGGGACCAGGACGACUGAUCCGUGUAAAGGAAAGAAUGAAUGGGGCCAUGUAUCGUGAGAUUUUGAGUGAAAACCUCCUUCCAUCAGCAAGGGCAUUGAAGAUGAAACGUGGCUGGGUCUUUCAGCAUGACAAUGAUCCCAAACACACCGCCCGGGCAACGGAUUUGAUUUGAUUUGAUUUGAAGGAGUGGCUUCGUAAGAAGCAUUUCAAGGUCCUGGAGUGGCCUAGCCAGUCUCCAGAUCUCAACCCCAUAGAAAAUAUUUGGAGGGAGUUGAAAGUCCGUGUUGCCCAGCGACAGCCCCAAAACAUCACUGCUCUAGAGGAGAUCUGCAUGGAGGAAUGGGCCAAAAUACCAGCAACAGUGUGUGAAAACCUUGUGAAGACUUGCAGAAAACGUUUGACCUGUGUCAUUGCCAACAAAGGGUAUAUAACAAAGUAUUGAGAAACUUUUGUUAUUGACCAAAUACUUAUUUUCCACCAUAAUUUGCAAAUAAAUUCAUUAAAAAUCCUACAAUGUGAUUUUCUGGAUUUUUUUUUCUCAGUUUGUCUGCCAUAGUUGACGUGUACCUAUGAUGAAAAUUACAGGCCUCUCUCAUCUUUUUAAGUGGGAGAACUUGCACAAUUGGUGGCUGACUAAAUACUUUUUUCCCCCACUGUAUAUAUAUAUAUAUAGAUAUAUAUAUAUAAUAUAUAUAUAUUAUAGAUAUAUAUUUUAUAGUAUUUGUAUUUUAUUGAGCAGGGAGACAGAGAGGGAGGGAGAUGCAGAGUAGUGUUGGGGCCAGGAUUCUUACCCACACUGAGGUGUGUUAAUAACCAUUAUUUUGUAUUAUGUUUUUAGUCUGAGCAUUUCUUCACUGUUUCAUUGAUUUGCUUCCCUGUUUCAACACUAUGAGCAAAAGGCUUAUAAAAUGGAUCUGUGUGACCAGGCUUGUCAAACACAAGGUACACUGCAACAAGACCUAAGUUCAAAUACGACAUUAUUUAAAAUCUUUCAAAUACCUUAAGCUUUAACCUGCCUGGAGGGCCAGGUGGGUGGGGUUUGUACUUCCAAUACUUUUCUAUUGGUUCCAUUGCAACAGGCAAGCUCAAUCAAAAACAGCUACACUAUUUCAAAUCAUUUCUAAUAGUAUUUGAAUGCAGAUCUGACUGAAACUACACUUCUCACCCUGUUGAUACAUUUCUUAGCUGUAUUAUUUUUGAAAAAAGACAAUUGAUAGGCCAGAUAACUCUUUCGUACAUUUUGAAUUAUGUACUUAACUUUGUAAGUGUUUUUGAAAAGCUGACGCAUCACGAUUGUCAUGGAAAAGGAACAUAAACAUUCUUUAUAAUAACAAUAGAUUCAUUGUAUUUAUAAAGCCCAUUUCUCACAACCAAUACGUUUUCUCGCUGGCCUUCAUCAGAGAAGGUGCCACUUGAGAUGUUUCCACUGCAACAGAAUGAUUCAGAGAAUCUGUACACAGAUACAGAGAGCACUUGACUCUGUACUGUAUGGGUCAUAGGAUGAGAGAACAUGAGAGCAUGCUGAGAGUCAGUAGCUAUUUUAUUUGGGACUUACUGAGCCUGACUUUAAAGAUAGAGGAACAUUUAAGACCACAAGAGCCUGCUCUUUCCCCUAUUCACAUACAACAUGAACCAGUAUACAGUACAUAACUAGCACAGGAGAUGCACUAUAGCCUUAGGUCAAUCUAGCUUGCGUUGUUUGUGGGCACAUAUCCAUUAAUUUUUUUCCCCCUUCCUCCAAGAGCUGUGGGAGAUUCAGUGAAAGUGGCUGUAUCAGUGGAGGCCACUGAGGGGAGGACGGCUCAUAAUAAUGGCUGGAAUGGAGUAAAUGAAACCAUGUGUUUGAUGUAUUUGAUACCAUUCCACUAAUUCUGCUCCAGUCAUUACCACAAGCCCGUCCUCCCCAAUUAAGGUGCCACCAACCUCCUGUGGGCUGAAUAUCAUCUGGGUCAUAUUCAUUUAGCAGCACCAAAUGGAAAAAAAUAAACUGAAUCAGAGAUGGACUACCUGUCCAAUAAGAAAAACAAGUUUUAUUUUCUGUUGCAAAACAAUUUCAAACGUUGUGUGCCCUAAAUGAACAUGGCCCUGCUGUACACCAGUGGUCCUUCCCUCCGUCCUUACAUUGUGGUCUUCCACAGCCUACAUUACUAAGGUUUGUCUAAUAAUAUUCCUGAGAGCGUGUGUAUUCUACCAUUAACCACCACUAUAACAAACCACCCUGUGUCCACCCACUAAUGCGCUGCUCCACUUCAGAUAAAAGGCCCAGUGCAGUCAAAAACAUGAUUUUCUUGUUUUAUAAACAGUGGGGAGAACAAGUAUUUGAUACACUGCCGAUUUUGCAGGUUUUCCUACUUACAAAGCAUGUAGAUGUCUGUAAUUCUUAUCAUAGGUACACUUCAACUGUGAGAGAUGGAAUCUAAAACAAAAAUCCAGAAAAUCACAUUGUAUGAUUAUUGCAUGACAUAAGUAUUUGAUACAUCAGAAAAGCAGAACUUCAUAUUUGGUACAGAAACAUUUGUUUGCAAUUACAGAGAUCAUACGUUUCCUGUAGGUCUUGACCAGCUUUGCACACACUGCAGCAGGGAUUUUGGCCCACUCCUCCAUACAGACCUUCUCCAGAUCCUUCAGGUUUCGGGGCUGUCGCUGGGCAAUACGGACUUUCAGCUCCCUCCAAAGAUUUUCUAUUGGGUUCAGGUCUGGAGACUGGCUAGGCCACUCCAGGACCUUGAGAUGCUUCUUACGGAGCCACUCCUUAGUUGCCCUGGUUGGGUGUUUCGGGUUGUUGUCAUGCUGGAAGACCCAGCCAUGACCCAUCUUCAAUGCUCUUACUGAGGGAAGGAGGUUGUUGGCCAAGAUCUCGCGAUACAUGGCCCCAUCCAUCCUCCCCUCAAUACGGUGCAGUCGUCCUGUCCCCUUUGCAGAAAAGCAUCCCCAAAGAAUGAUGUUUCCACCUCAAUGCUUCACGUUGGGAUGGUGUUCUUGGGGUUGUACUCAUCCUUCUUCCUCCAAACACGGCGAGUGGAGUUUAGACCAAAAAGCUCUAUUUUUGUCUUAUCAGACCACAUGACCUUCUCCCAUUCCUCCUCUGGAUCAUCCAGAUGGUCAUUGGCAAACUUCAGACGGGCCUGGACAUGCACUGGCUUGAGCAGGGGGACCUUGCGUGCGCUGCAGGAUUUUAAUCCAUGACGGCGUAGUGUGUUAUUAAUGGUUUUCUUUGAGACUGUGGUCCCAGCUCUCUUCAGGUCAUUGACCAGGUCCUGCCGUGUAGUUCUGGGCUGAUCCCUCACCUUCCUCAUGAUCAUUGAUGCCCCACGAGGUGAGAUUUUGCAUGGAGCCCCAGACUGAGGGUGAUUGACCGUCAUCUUGAACUUCUUCCAUUUUCUAAUAAUUGCGCCAACAGUUGUUGCCUUCUCAGCAAGCUGCUUGCCUAUUGUCCUGUAGCCCAUCCCAGCCAUGUGCAGGUCUACAAUUUUAUCCCUGAUGUCCUUACACAGCUCUCUGGUCUUGGCCAUUAUGGAGAGGUUGGAGUCUGUUUGAUUGAGUGUGUGUACAGGUGUCUUUUAUACAGGUAACGAGUUCAAACAGGUGCAGUUAAUACAGGUAAUGAGUGGAGAACAGGAGGGCUUCUUAAAGAAAAACUAACAGGUCUGUGAGAGCCGGAAUUCUUACUGGUUGGUAGGUGAUCAAAUACUUAUGUCAUGCAAUAAAAUGCAAAUUAAUUACUUAAAAAUCAUACAUUGUGAUUUUCUGGAUUUUUGUUUUAGAUUCCGUCUCUCACAGUUGAAGUGUACCUAUGAUAAAAAUGAGAGACCUCUACAUGCUUUGUAAGUAGGAAAACCUGCAAAAUCGGCAGUGUAUCAAAUACUUGUUCUCCCCACUGUAUAUUUCCACACUACACACUUAGAAAAAAGGGUUCCAAAAGGGUUCUUCAGUUGUCCCCAUAGGAGAUCCCUUUUUGGUUACAGGUACAACCCUUUUUGGUUCUAGGUAGGUACCCUCUGUAGAAAGGCUUCUACAUGGAACCAAAAGGGUUCUAACAUGCAACCAAAAAUAGUUAUUUUAAAGGGUUCUCCUAUGGGGACAGCCGAAGAACCCUUUAAGGUUCUAGAUAGCACCUUUUUUUCUAAGAGUGUAUGAGGUUGGAAUAAUACUGUGAAAUUGUGAACAUUAUGAUAAUGCCCUUUUAGUGUAAGAGCUGUCUGAAAUGUCAGCCUGUUUAGGUGGGAUGGAGUUUUGGCCUGCCUUGUGAUAUCACCAGGUGGUAAAUUAGUUAAUAGACCAAUAAGAAACAGAGUUCCAAACCUCUCUGCCAAUAACAGCUAGUUUUCAGUUCUCCUUACUUAGACCACUCCCAGACAGUCCUAGAAAAACUUUUGCUUGAGAAAUUGCUCCUGCAAAGAAGCUAUUUUUGUUUCUUUUUGACCAUUUUAAUUGAAAACAAUUACAGUAAGAUACUUUUACCCCAAAAUUAUUUGAUAUUGAGAUAAAGAUGGCUGCAUUGGACCUUUAACCCAUAUCCAUACCCUCCCAGUACUUACGCUAUAUCACAAAGGAGCCGGUUUCCCUGGUUUCCCAGGUGAAGUCUUUGAUUAAAAUCAUUCUCAAUUGAGAAUCUCAAUUGAAAGUGAAUUUUAUUCCAGGACUAGACUUAAUUUACGGGCUCAUAACCAGGACUUGCUUGAACGGGUUCAUAACUUUAUCAUGCUGGUCAGAAAACUGGAGCGGAACCAAAAAAUUUUUGUUCUGUUCAGAAUGAAAUAAUUAUUUUGGUUCCAACCCCUGCCGGCCCUAUUUGUUGGUUUUUCUCUCAUUGCACAGUCACUUCCCUAUAACACGGCUCUGGACUGGAAAGCAGCACUCUAAAUGUAUAAGCAGACAAUAUUGGGCAGUUUCACCUGAACUAAUUGUCGUUUGGUUACUUUGACCAUGUUAUCACCGCUUUGGCCCAUCAAGCGUUUGUCGCUAAUGGUUGACUACCCGCCGACUAUGCCAACUUCCCCAGCUCUUUAUGGCUGUGUGACCUCCUGACCUCUUGCUGACCCUUCCCACAAGGCCUUGUACCUCCUGCACCAAGUGCCCUAGCUAGCUAACAGGUGGCACGGUGGCGGUCUGGAACCUCUCCACAGAUAUGACUUGGGAUGAUGUGCAGGAGUACGAGAAACACAUGCAUGAGAAAACCAACAUUAGAGUUGGCAAUGUCCAACAAGCACAGCAUACCACAGCAUAAACUCACUGGACGUGGUAGAGAGCCUUGAGACAGCCAGCCAUAUGUCUUCACUCUACCUUCACUGUUUCUCUAAUGUAUGCUGGUGUCUCAUCUCCCUCUUCCUCUCUGACUUAUUUCAUGUCAUCCAUUCAAACACACUCAAACGUUCAUACAUUGUCAUUUACUGCAUUGAACUUGCUUUGUUUGUCCUACCGGAACAGUACAGAACGCGUGCACGGACCCAAACACACACACGCACGCACACACACACACACACACACACACCAAAGCACACACACACAAGUAAGAAAGUCACUGUUAGCAUUUCACUGUUAGUCUACACAUGUUGUUUACAAAGCAUGUGACAAAUACAAUUUGAUUUAACACACACACACACGUACACAGAUACACACACACAAGCACAGACACACACAGAUACUUGUGAGCAAGGAUGAUGACUGAGCGGAUGAUGACUGUGUUACUGUCUCCCCUCUGGAACACACACAACCGAUUAUGAAUUCAGAUUUGUGUUCAGAGCAGGGAACUCCUUUUCAUGUAUUGCUUGUAUUCAUCUCCCAGAGCCUUUGAAAUGUAAGCUCUUUAAAAUCCAACAGGUGAAGUCAGAUACGUAUUUACUGUAUCAUGUAAUUCUGUUAUUACACUAUAAUGCUAAGACAUACAGUUAAGACAUACAGUAGAUGUCAUGGGGUUAUAAAAUCUCCCUCUCUCUCCCCUCCUGAAGAAAUGACCAUGGAUGAGGUGAGAGAGUACGAGCGGGCCACCCAGGAGGCCACCAACCGUAAGAUCGGCCCCUUCCCCCCAUCCAUCUCCAUCACCGAGACCCCCCUGGCCUCGGUGGCCCGCAACGGGCCCUCCAGCGCCCCCUCCACCCCCCUCGCCACGGAGCCUCCAGAGUUCCUCUCUGUGCCCAAGGACCGGCCCAGGAAAAAGUCAGCCCCAGAGACCUUGACCCUCCCCGACCCCAAUCGCAGGGACUCAGGCUUCAGGCUGGCUAGUAUCUUCUCCUGGGGCUCAACCCCUAGCCCCCAGCCUGAAUGAGAGGGGGACCCAGAGGAGUAGUAUACACCUAUCUACAUUCAGGGGGUGGCUAUGAACAUCCAUUUUGUCACCUAGACAACUUAUGUAAAAGGGGGUGUGUUGUUCACAGACCUCCUAUAACUUGGUGGUGUGGUAAAUGCCUCUUCACAGGCAGUUGCAGGUAUCACCCUGAAGCCUACCACUGUCACCAACUAACUGUGUCUUGGUCUGCCUUUGCAGAGAGAUAGUCAGCCUGAUCACCAUGCAUCACUUGGAGAGGAGGCUCAAAGCACACACCACAUACAUGUACGCGCAAACACGCACGCACACACACACACACACACCCACUGAGUGUCUUUUAAAAACCUCUUAACCUCUCCAUCGGUCCCAUCGAAACACAGUAACCAGCAUCAUCUACCAGCCAGAAAGCUCAUGUGGAGAUAAAUUCUAGUCUGAUUUAAUUUAGUUCACAUUCCUCUGAAUACUUUGUGCUUCUCUUCAGUGUCUCAGCCCUCUUUCAUCUCAAUUGAUACUGUAUCUCAGGGUUUGUUACCUAGAUACACAGAGAUCAGAUAAAUAUACUCUUCAAUCAGCUCAAUCUUUAUGCAUAUGGUUAUAAAUGUGUGGGAUGAUCAAACUCAUUUUCUCCUUUCUCUUUGCACUCAUGCCCUCUUAUUGGUUGGAAAUUGACACCAUGUAAUUUUAGUUCUAAUUGUGUGUUGGGGUUGUCAUUCAUGGAUUGUUGUAGGUCGCAGUGAAACAGUUAAAGUAAAACGGUGGAUUUCAGGAGAGUGUUAUUUUUUAUCCUGUGUUUUUUUUUGUAAAUAUGUAUAUUUAAGAGUUAUCUAUUGUAAAAAUGCUGAAUUCAUUGAUGUCUUUCAAUGCUAUGGAAUUGCUGUAAUCUCUGUAUUUGAGAGAGAAAAAGAGGUCUAUGGAGAGAUCUAAAGUGGAGGUAUUCUCUUUCUGAAUCUGUAUUCUGUUGGUAUAGUUUUGUUGGCCAGGGUGUCCUUUAAAUGACAUAUAUAAAAAAUGCAUGGUUUGAAUAUCCAGCCUCUGCUUUUAUUUUCAACUGGGGGGGGAAAUGUACCUUUGAAAUUGCUGUCUUCUAUACAGUAUGGUGUUUUUCCUUUGUUUAAUACAGACUACGACAGGACAAAACAUGUCGGAUCAAUGUUGUGAUUUGGCUUUUAGGGAUGGUUUAAGUCAUUCAUUUGCAAUCAUGUUGUUGGUGUGUUUUAUAUCAAAUCAAUAAACGUAAUAUUACUCAAA